CGGACACCAUAAAAGCACCACUGCGGCCUCGCUGCGAGAGAAACUUCCCGUCCCGGCGGCUCCGGCAUCCAGGGUCCAGCCUGUGAACGUCUGUCCAGGCCUGGACGCUGGUUUAACAUCUGUGACUUCACGUGUGUGCCCUCGCCACAUCUGUCGUCACACCUAUCACCACCUUGACCCAGAAAUCCACACUUAGGCAGCGUAGGUGGUUGGAAGCCCUCAGUCCACAUCUGUGACUCUCAACACCUGGGUCACACUUGUGACACGUUGGCCACACUGUGGCCACAACCUGACACCUGAAGGGGCACAUAAGGAAAACCUACCUCACCUGUGAUAAUACCCGCCAUUGCCCCUGCCCAGAAUCUCCGUGACGGGGCACUGACUCCCAGACUGUCCUUGCGUAAAGAACAAUGGCUGUAGCUACUCAGAGGGGGGUCCAGCGUGUUCUGUUUGCAGAGUGGCUUCUGGGAGAGGUCAGCAGCGGCUGCUAUGAGGGGCUGCGGUGGCUGGACGCCACCCACACGGUCUUCCGCGUGCCCUGGAAGCACUUCGCUCGCAAGGACCUAGCAGAGGCAGAUGCUCGCAUCUUCAAGGCCUGGGCGGUGGCCCGAGGCAGGUGGCCACCCAACAACAGCGGAGGCAACCAGCCGUCCCCAGAGGCUGAGGCCGCAGAGCGUGCAGGCUGGAAAACCAACUUCCGCUGCGCGCUGCGCAGCACGCGUCUCUUCCUGAUGCUGCAGGACAACUCAGGGGACCCUGUGGACCCACACAAGGUGUAUGCGCUCAACCCUGAGCUGGGGUGGAGAGCCUCAGGUCCAACUGGCCCCCUUCCCUCAGAAGGUCCAGCUAUCUACCAGGGGGAAGAAGAGGCUCUCGAAGGUGCCCUGCCCAGACAGGGUGGGCCCCUAGGACCAUUCCUGGCAGGAGACACUAAGCUGCAAGCCCCAAGCCCUCUACCCACCCUGGCAGGUGACACAGGGGACCCCUUGCUCCAGGUUCUUCAGCAGAGCUUCCUGGGGGACCACCUGUUGGAGGAUACCUGGCCGGUAGAUCCAGCCCCUCUGGAGUCUCCUGGACCAGAGCACGUUUCAGAGGAGCCUUCCUCAGCAUGGGCUGUGGAAGCUGUCCCCAGCCCCAGGCCUCAAUGUCCAGGCCUUAUGACAGAUGCAGGCCAGGGUAGGGCCCCGACGCCUCUGCAUGAGGAAGAGCCUGGAACAGCACCCUUCCCUAGCACCUGCACCCCAAUGGGAGAUCCCAUCCAAGGUGCCCUGGACGUGACCAUCAUGUAUAAGGGCCGCACAGUGCUGCAGGCGGUGGUGGGGCACCCCAGCUGCGUCUUCCUGUAUGGACCCCCUGGCCCAGCCAUCAGGGCCUCAGAGCCCCAGCAGGUGGUCUUCCCCAGCCCUGCUGAGCUCCCUGAUCAGAAGCAGCUGCACUAUACAGAGAAGCUGUUGCAGCACGUGACCCCUGGCCUACAGCUGGAGCUUCGGGGACUGGCACUGUGGGCUCGGCGCAUGGGCAAGUGCAAAGUGUACUGGGAGGUGGGCAGUCCCCUGGGCUCGGCCAACCCCUCCAGCCCAGCCCAGCUGCUGGAACGCAACUGCAAUACCCCCAUCUUCGACUUCAACACCUUCUUCCGAGAGCUGGGGGAGUUCCGGACACGAAGGCGCCAAGGCUCCCCACAUUACACCAUCUACCUGGGCUUUGGGCAGGACCUGUCAGCAGGGAGGCCUAAGGAAAAGAGCCUGGUCCUGGUGAAGCUGGAGCCAUGGCUGUGCCGGGUGUACCUGGAGGGUGUGCAACGUGAGGGUGUGUCCUCCCUGGACAGCGGCAGUCUCAGCCUGUCCCUGUCGAGCACCAGCAGCCUCUACGAUGACAUUGAACACUUCCUCAUGGAGCUUCAACAGCCAGCCUAGCCCCCACCCCCAGCUGCGCCAAACAAAGUGCCAAGAACCAGUGCUGCCCUGUCCUGGCUGGUAGCACUGAGUGGACAUGCUGGGCCUGGGCUGCAUGCCACCUCCCUGAAGGAUCUGCUGGGGCUGCUGGAAGGGAGAUGAUGCCCACUAAGCACAGUGCAGUCCUCCCCUGCCUCCCUACUCUCCUGUCUACAGUGCACUCAAGCCAUACACUGAAGUGCCAAUAAACCACGCGCUGACACAAAU
This is a messenger RNA of Sciurus carolinensis (gray squirrel), 2162 nucleotides long. RefSeq names its product interferon regulatory factor 7 (gene Irf7). Gene Ontology annotation, cellular component: nucleus. NCBI's taxonomy places the organism in Eukaryota, Metazoa, Chordata, Mammalia, Rodentia, Sciuridae. Gene Ontology annotation, biological process: immune system process; regulation of transcription by RNA polymerase II. The coding region runs from base 411 to 1916 and encodes 501 amino acids. The transcript is spliced from 11 exons. Gene Ontology annotation, molecular function: DNA-binding transcription factor activity, RNA polymerase II-specific; protein binding; RNA polymerase II cis-regulatory region sequence-specific DNA binding. The record is from RefSeq and is a predicted model, not a curated record.